AAGUAAAAAUACAUCUAGAGACGUCAUUCAUUCAAAAAUGGCAGCCAUGAAGCCGUCCAAAGAACAGAAAUACGACAGACAGCUGAGGCUGUGGGGAGACCAUGGUCAGGAAGCUUUGGAGAAUGCACAUGUUUGUCUAAUCAACGCCACAGCCACUGGGACAGAGAUACUAAAAAACCUUGUCCUUCCAGGUAUUGGAGCUGUCACCAUAGUUGAUGGGCACACAGUGAAGGGAGAAGAUGUCGGCAACAAUUUUUUCCUGAGUAACACCAGCAUUGGAAAGAACAGGGCACAGGCUGCCACAGAGCUGCUCCAAGAACUUAACAGUGAUGUUUGUUUAAACUUUGUUGAAGAGAGCCCUGAACAGCUCCUGGACAAUGAUCCAGAGUUUUUCUAUAGAUUUACCUUGGUCAUUGGUGUCCAGUUGUCACAAAGUACGUGUUUGAGACUUGGCGCACUUCUGUGGAGUGCAUCUGUACCAUUUCUAGUCUGUAAAGCCUACGGCCUUGUUGGCUACAUGAGACUAGUGGUUAAAGAACAUACAGUGAUAGAAUCGCACCCAGACAAUACCUUGGAAGACCAGUUAGACCAGCCGUUUGUAGAAUUUAAAAAUCACAUUGGCUCCUAUGACUUGGACACCAUGGAAAAAAGAGACCACAGUCACACACCGUGGCUCAUCAUUGUUGCCAGAUACUUGGAGAAAUGGCUCUGUGAGCACGACUGUCAACCACCAAAAAGUUACCGGGAGAAAGAGGCCUUUAGACAGUUUAUUCGAGAAGGGAUCUUGAAGAAUGAGAAUGGUGUACCUGAAGAUGAAGAAAACUUCGAGGAAGCCAUAAAGAAUGUCAAUACUGCUUUGAAUCCAACCAAGGUUCCUGAUGUUAUUACCAACCUCUUCAACAGUGAAGAGUGUAUGAACAUCACAUCAGAGACUCCACCCUUCUGGGUGAUGCUGCGAGCUGUGAAGGAGUUUGUUGACAAUGAAGGGAACGGCAACCUGCCUGUGCGUGGAACCAUUCCAGAUAUGAUGGCAGAUUCUCAGAAGUUUGUCAGCCUUCAAAAUGUUUACAGGGAAAAGGCCAUGCAGGAUGCAGCAGCAGUUUCAAAGCAUGUACAACAUCUGUUGCUGUCUGUUGGAAAGCCAUCUGAAAGCAUCUCUGAAAAUGACAUCAAACUAUUCUGUAAGAAUGCAUUCUUUCUGAGGGUGGUGUACUGCAGAUCUUUGGCUGAAGAAUAUAGUGCUGAUUUAAUAAAUAAAGAUGAAAUCACCUCUUGCAUGGACCCAGUCCAGAAUAGUGAGAUGGUCCUCUACCUCAUGCUUCGUGCUGUUGAUCGCUUUUAUCAGCAGCAUUGUCGCCACCCAGGCGUUUAUAACUACCAGGUGGAGGAUGACAUCAGCAAACUGAAGCUCUGUGUCAACAGCCUGCUGCAGGAAUACAACCUCAACAUCAACAUCAAAGAUGAUUAUAUCCAUGAAUUCUGUCGUUAUGGCGCCGCAGAGCCGCACACAGUUGCUGCAUUUUUGGGAGGUAAGGAGGCUGUCAAGAUCAUCAGCCACCAGUUUGUGCCCUUCAACAACACUUUUCUUUACAAUGCAAUGUCUCAGACCUCUGCCACAUUUCAGCUGUAA
Molecule: messenger RNA, 1630 nt
Organism: Thalassophryne amazonica
Lineage: Eukaryota; Metazoa; Chordata; Actinopteri; Batrachoidiformes; Batrachoididae
Gene: nae1
Product: nedd8 activating enzyme E1 subunit 1
Biological process (GO): ubiquitin-dependent protein catabolic process; DNA damage response; protein neddylation
Cellular component (GO): nucleus; cytoplasm
Molecular function (GO): ubiquitin activating enzyme activity; NEDD8 activating enzyme activity
Source: RefSeq, a predicted model, not a curated record